This is a messenger RNA of Mesocestoides corti, 186 nucleotides long. Lineage: Eukaryota; Metazoa; Platyhelminthes; Cestoda; Cyclophyllidea; Mesocestoididae. The record is from the annotation of a GenBank genome assembly.
CUCAGCCUGCUUCAAGUUAGUUUCACUGUCACGGAGGUUCUGCUGCCUUACGGGUGGUUGGCGUUCCUCCUCUCACCAGGUCGGCUGUGGUACCUGGGUCUGAGCUGGGUUCUCUUUCUGCUGGCGGGACGCGUCGUUGCUCCGCGACGGCCCGAUGAUUCUGGCGACUCCACUAGCGUCGGAUAA